Messenger RNA from Amaranthus tricolor (Joseph's coat), 2947 nucleotides. Its product is annotated as auxin efflux carrier component 4-like. Gene Ontology annotation, molecular function: auxin efflux transmembrane transporter activity. Gene Ontology annotation, cellular component: endoplasmic reticulum; plasma membrane. The transcript is spliced from 6 exons. The coding region runs from base 160 to 2142 and encodes 660 amino acids. Lineage: Eukaryota; Viridiplantae; Streptophyta; Magnoliopsida; Caryophyllales; Amaranthaceae. Gene Ontology annotation, biological process: auxin polar transport; auxin export across the plasma membrane. The record is from RefSeq and is a predicted model, not a curated record.
AGUAACUCGUACUUACAAAACCAACAUUCAGAAACCUUAUCUUUUCCCCUUAUAUAAACUCCCUUCACUUUAUACCUUCCAACUAUUCCAAAACAAACCCCCAAACCUCCAUCCCUCUUCUUACCUUCAAUCCAUCUAAACAAAACCCAAUUUUCAACCAUGAUCACAGCCCAUGAUUUCUACACAGUAAUGGCGGCCAUGGUACCCUUAUACGUCGCCAUGAUCUUAGCCUACGGCUCCGUCCGGUGGUGGAAAAUCUUCUCACCGGACCAAUGUUCCGGCAUCAACCGUUUCGUCGCCAUUUUCGCCGUCCCCUUACUUUCCUUCCAUUUCAUCUCAACCAACAACCCAUAUGAAAUGAACUUCCAUUUCAUCGCAGCUGAUACCCUUCAAAAAAUCAUAAUGUUAGUCCUUUUAGCCUUAUGGACUAACCUUACUAAAAAUGGAAGUUUAGAAUGGAUGAUCACAAUCUUUUCCCUUUCUACCCUUCCCAAUACACUUGUAAUGGGUAUUCCUUUACUUAUUGCUAUGUAUGGUAAAUAUUCCGGUAGUCUUAUGGUUCAAGUUGUUGUAUUACAGUGUAUUAUUUGGUAUACCCUUUUAUUGUUUUUGUUUGAAUAUCGUGGUGCUAAGAUUUUGAUUAUGGAACAGUUUCCUGAAACCGCUGGGUCUAUUGUGUCGUUUAAAGUUGAUUCUGAUGUCGUUUCGUUAGAUGGAAGAGAUUUUCUAGAAACUGAUGCUGAAAUUGGGGAAGAUGGGAAAUUACAUGUUAAAGUUAGGAAGUCUAAUGUUUCUAGAAGGUCUAUUUCUGGUAUGACUCCUAGACCUUCUAAUUUAACUGGGGCUGAAAUUUAUAGUUUAAGUUCUUCUAGAAAUCAGACUCCUAGAGGGUCUAAUUUUAAUACUUCUGAUUUUUAUUCUAUGAUGGCUUUUAAUCAAGGGUUUGGGGGUAGAUUGUCUAAUUUUGGACCGGCUGACAUGUACUCUGUUCAGUCCUCACGUGGGCCCACCCCUCGUCCGUCGAAUUUUGAUGAGAACCCGAACCCGACUGCGUCUCCGAGGUUUGGGUUUUAUCCUUCAGCCAUCAAUUCGGGAAAUUCGGCUCCUGGGACUUAUCCGGCGCCGAAUCCCGAGUUUGUGAAUGGGAGUGGGAAUGGGGGUAGUAAUAAUAAUGUUAAGAAUAGUGGGGGGAAGAAUCAGGUGCAGCAAAGCCUACAGCAACAACAGAGUGGAAGUGGUGGUGGAGGGCAUCAAAGUAAAUUGAGUCAUGAUGCUAAAGAACUUCAUAUGUUUGUGUGGAGUUCAAGUGCAUCACCUGUUUCUGAAGUUGGUGGGCUCCAUGUAUUUGGGAGUAAUGAUUAUGGUGGUGCUGAUAAUCAAUCUGGACGCUCUGAUCAAGGGGCUAAGGAAAUCAGGAUGUUGGUUAAUGAUCAUCCACAAAAUGGUGAUACUAAAGGGUUAAGGAAAAGUGAAGAAUUUGCAAGGGAAGAUUUUAGCUUUACAGGUGGAGAAGAAGAAAGAGAAAAAGAAGGAGGGAUCCAAAUGGCACUUAAUAAGUUGGGCACAAGUUCGGCAGCCGAGCUCGACCCAAAAGCUGUGGCGGCUGGCGGGGCGGAGCUAGGUGGCGGAAAACACUUGCCACCAGCAAGUGUAAUGACAAGAUUAAUCUUAAUCAUGGUUUGGAGGAAGCUAAUUAGAAAUCCAAACACUUAUUCAAGCUUAAUAGGCCUAAUUUGGUCUUUGGUUUGUUUUCGGUAUAAUGUGCAAAUGCCAUCAAUAAUUACGAAUUCAAUAUCAAUUCUAUCAGAUGCAGGAUUAGGAAUGGCUAUGUUCAGUUUAGGUUUGUUCAUGGCUUUACAACCUAAGAUUAUUGCAUGUGGGAACAAGGUUGCUAUCUUUUCCAUGGCUAUUAGGUUCCUUACCGGUCCGGCCGUCAUGGCGGUGGCCAGCAUUGCUAUUGGCUUAAAAGGCGAUCUUCUUCGAGUUGCCAUUGUUCAGGCAUCACUUCCUCAAGGGAUCGUUCCAUUUGUUUUUGCCAAAGAAUACAACAAUCAUCCACAAAUACUGAGCACUGCCGUGAUAUUUGGGAUGUUGAUAGCAUUACCAAUAACCUUGGUGUACUACAUCCUUCUUGGACUAUAAAAAUUGUUGUCUUAAAAGGAUUGAGUUUGCUAAGUUUAAUACUUUUCUACUUUGAAGUUAUCAUUAUUGAGUUUUGUGAAGAAGGUUUUCACAACCUAAGCUUGCACAAGUGUUAAGAUACUAAUGGGUGAACAUCACAAGAUCACAGAUGAUGUCUCCAACAAGAGUUUCAAGUUCAAGGUGCAUUCAUCAAAAUUAGGGUUUUGGGAAACAUAAUUUCAACAAGUAAAUGACGGUGAUUGGUUGUUUGAGCUUAAUAUUUUUGACUUCUUCAAGGAAUUUGAUGCCUAAUAUAAGGAUCAUGCUCCCACUAUACUUUAGCCUCCUUUUCCCCACAAAAAUAGAUUUUUAUAUUUUCUUUUCUCGGGUACGGAUAUGGGUAUAGAUUGUUUAUCUUUCAUCUCUCAAAUCCUUGCUAUAUGCGUGUGAGAUUUAUUGGGUAUGAUGAUGAUGAUUAAAAUGUCUUGUAUUUGAUUUUUUUUUUUUUAAAAAUUUUUGAUGUUUGGUGGUGGAUAAGAGAGGAAAUUAGGGGAAAAGUAGUGAGUCUAAGGUUUUGUUAUAGUGAUAGUAUUAUUACUAGUUUUAAAUAGUUGCUAGAUCUUUGGUUGGUUAUUGUUGGUUAUUUUGUUUUCAGUUAAGUUAUUUUUAAGUCAGGUUAAUUUUAGAUAAGUUAUUGAUGUAAUAGUUUUUUUUAUUGUAUUAAUAAAGGGUAGGUUAAAUUUUUAAUUUGUAAAUUUUGGUUUUGUUUGGAAAUAAUUCUAGAAUGAUGUUUGAUGUUUUUAAUAAAGAAUUCCUAUUAUUUACA